Priapulus caudatus is the source of this 3541-nucleotide messenger RNA. RefSeq names its product A-kinase anchor protein 10, mitochondrial-like. Bases 133 to 2115 code for a protein of 660 amino acids. Gene Ontology annotation, biological process: intracellular protein localization. The transcript has 13 exons. NCBI's taxonomy places the organism in Eukaryota, Metazoa, Priapulida, Priapulimorpha, Priapulimorphida, Priapulidae. Gene Ontology annotation, cellular component: plasma membrane. The record is from RefSeq and is a predicted model, not a curated record.
UAUGGCAGCCUCCGUAUCGAAUCAACUUCCUUAAAAUUAACAUUGUAAUCGGAGAUGUUAUCCACAUUAUAUAUUAUGGAGAAGGGGAUGUAAUUUCUAAAAAUGACAGUCUGUUUAUAUAGGCUAUAGACCAUGUCAUUCUUCAAACGCCGACUAGAUAAAAGCAAGAAUAAGGUGACUGCAUCACCAGUAAGGAAACCACCUGUGUUAGUGGCUCCAUCUGGCUAUCAGCAGACAGGUCACAGUUCUAGCGCCUUACAGUCAUCGGUUCAAAGUGGUCCUGAUAUUUGCAAUGGUGACAUUGGCGUUCCCGAGAGCAUCCUCGGACCCGCUCAGGCGCGCGAGAAGUCCUCCCGGCAACAGCACAGCCUCCUCAUCGAUGACCACCUCGGCGACCUCGGCCAGAGGGCGCUGCUGUCGACGCUCAAGCGCAGCUCGCGGCUCUCGAAGGCGUACCACGAGGUGCUGCGUGACCGCAACGCGCUCGGCCACUACGUGCGCUUCAUGGAGGCGCGCGCCGCCGGCCGGCUUGUCCGAUUCUGGCUCGACGCCGACAGCUUUCAGACGACGACAUGGCUGCGCAUACGCACGCACGCGCUCAACUGCAUGACGCGCACGACGCUCGGCCAGUGCAGCACGAUCGGCCGCAGCGUUGACGGGCACGGCGCGACGGACCCGGCGCUGGCGCACGAUGCCGCGCUGACGGACAACGGCCUCGCGGCGGCCGCCCGCGGUCAGAAUUUGUGCAGCGAGAGUGGCGCGCCACACGAGGGCGCUGGCGGGUGUGCCGGCGAGACGUCGGAUGCAAAGACGCUGCCGAAUCGGACGGACGCGGCACUGCAUCUGAACGUGAAGGGAGACGCCAUUGCCGAGAAGCUGAGAAAAGGUAUAGAAGCAGAUGCCAUGCUAGUGUAUAGCAAGUUCAUCGCACAAGACGCCAGUGAUCCAAUCGGAGUUGGCGAUAGGAUUCGAAAUGAAAUCAUACGUAAGAUCUGCAGGGAAGAUGGAUUGGUCGAUCCAUCUUCCUUUGUGGCAGCUCAGGACUUUGUGUCUGACAUCAUGAUAAGAGAGUACUUUCCUGUGUUCCAACAGAGCUUCUAUCAUUGCAAGCAUCAGAUUGAUGUUCUAACCAGUGGUACUGUUUACCUGGAGGACUUACUCUACAAUGAGACAGCCUUCUUCUACUUCAUGGAGUUUAUGGAGCAAGAGAAUGCGAUGCUACUGAUAGAGUUUUGGAUGGCUACUGAUAACUUCUGCCGCCAUCUACAGGAGCAGGAUGGAAAUUAUGACAGCAUGCAGGCGCAGGCCGAUGCCAUGGUGCUCUAUGAAAAGUAUUUCUCACUACAGGCAACCUCACCGCUGGGCUUCAGCCAGGCCGUGAGGUUUGAGGUGGAAUCGAACAUUUGUCGUGAGGACGGACCUCUACCCGACUGCUUUGACCAGCCGCUAAAGAUUGUGCUGCACACAAUGGACCAGAUGUAUCUGAAGCCAUUCCUGCAGAGUGAGAUUUACUUCAGAUACCUCACAGAGAUCAUCAACACCAUACAGCUAAGCGACACUGACCCGGCACCUGGGAAUAGGCUGCGGCCGCGGACAGGUAGCAGCGCGAGCAGCGAGCAGAGCACGCAGAGCGAGGGCGCUGGCGUCGCGGCGCCGCGGAACACGCUGCUGGCGAUGGAGAGCUCGGCGCACGACCAGCAAGCAGUGCGGCGAAUCAUGCGUAGCAUCGAGGACGAGUUCCACAUCGACCCGGCACAGCUGACACCGCAGAAGCUGUGGAGUCGUCCGCAGGCAGGCAACCUGACAUUGGGUCAUAUGGACGAGCUAGGGCGCUACUGCACUGAUUUUGAACCGGAGCCAAGGCGCAAGGAUAAAGCUUUCAAAAUCUCCAUGGCUGUGAAAAAGUUCAUCACGAAAGAUGAAGACAAGGAAAAGGAAGAUAUGGCAGUGAAAAUAGCUCAGAUGAUUGUUAAUGACAUUACAACCAUCACCAUGGGUGCACCCGUACUAAGUUCCGAUACACAGAGCAUAUCUAGUCUGGACUCACAUGAGGGCAGCACUGCAGCCAUCGGAUUCCAGGGCAGGCAGACGCGAGAUUCAUCUCCGACAACGUGAAAACAAGAGUGCGCUCGUCGCCCGACUGAAUCUUACGUAUUGUGCUCCUGAUUUUACUAGACGUUGAACAUUGGAGGCCGGACGUUCCAUUGCAUGGGACAAACCGGUGCAGGGCAAUAAGUUAGGUCACACUAAGGAAGGAGUGUUGUGCUGAUAGCACGCAUGUGACACAUCUCCCAAUUUAUCUUCGUCAAGAUGCAUGUAUUUGUACAUAUAUAUUUACAUUUAGAUAUAUAAAUAGAGUUAAAAUAUGUGGUGCCGAUAACUUAGGACAUAGUUAGUGCUCAGGCAAGCAGUGCGAAAGAUUGUGCAGUGGCUAAAGCCUUGUGGAUGGCCUUCGAUAUCAGGCUGCGAUGUUGUCUGAAGGAACUUGCCCAAUGAGGGUGUCUCUGCCACGUGCUGUCAUUCCUGUGUACUUUUGAUUUCGUUGAGAAACGUUUAGUUGCAGUUAUAAGACACACGUGUUACACACCUUAAGUUCACUUGUUUCUGCAUAAAAGAUGAUACUAUUACACAUACUGACCUCUGUUUUGUUAGAAAAAAAGGCAGUGGCAUGGAGAUCGAGUUCAAUAUGCAAUUGGCAUGCACUUAGCUAUAGAGGUUGUAAAUUGAAAUCGCAUUCGACAAAAAUUUGGCCUGAUUUAGAGCGGAUAUUGUGCAGUGUUUCUCAGACUGGGAAGACACGUGCAUCUUUAAUGAUACAAACUUGUAGGAGCAUUGUAUCUGCUCCCUAACACCAGUCAGAAGGGCGGUUUACUUAGAAGCCUGAUUACUAGCAUCUAACACCAAUUACGUUUUGCUUGCCCGGCCCACUAUCGUGACGUUCUUGUCUCAGUGAUGUGAAAAUCAUGUGUAAAGGUGGCGCCACUAGGCAGAUAAUUUUAUCAGCUGAGGUUAACUGUGACCAGUUUGGGGGAUAUUUUCACGAAGCAGCGUUUUUAUAAUAUGGUUAAUCUUAUUGGAAUUUAUUAUCUUGUUACUGUACAGAAAUAUAGAAUGAUUAUGGUAGUUUUGAACACAGUGGAUAAUAUGCAAUUGUUGCAUUUGGAGCGAUGUCAAGAGCUCGUUAAUAUCCAGAUAUCAAUCGUGUCAAUGAUAUUUAAUGCCCAUUAUCAUGUUAAUGGGUUCUUGAUGAUUCAUAAGAAUUAAAUGUGAUAUUUACCAGUACUCCUCUGUGUGUGCGGGUGUUGAAGAAAGUACAAGCUACUGUCUCUGUAGCAAAUUAAUGAUAAGAGACUAUGGAAUAGGAUGACACUAUGAGAUACCGAACUUUACAUGAUCACAACCUAAGACUGAAUACAACGUAGAAAAAACAUCAUCUGAUUCUAUUUAGUUAUGGAAUUUGUACAUGAGUAGCGCGCGCGUGUGUGUGUGUGUGUGUGCGUGCGUGCGUGCGUGCGUGCGUGCGUGCGUGCGUGCGUGCGUG